AUGGCAUCCUUGGUGGCGUGGCAGCAGCCAGAGUUCUCCUCUGCAUUUAGAGAAACCCUGGAGAAUCCAAAGGUCCAGUGGAAGCCAGGAAGCCUCAGCCAGGUGGUAAGUCCAACAGCCAGGUAUGACAAGAACAACAGCAGCAGGCGUUUUUAUACCGAACUAGUGGAGCAGCUGAAGCUAGGCAGCAUCCGGCUAACAGCUAGUGAGCUGGAGAACCAGGCUGAGCUGGAGGAGGAGAUGAGGCUCAUCAACCAGGUGUUGGAGCUUCAGCACACCUUACAGGAUCACUGCCCUAGUUACAGGAUUACUACCCCUAGUUACAGGAUUACUACCCCUAACCCUAGUUACAGGAUCACUGCCCCUAGUUACAGGAUUACUACCCCUAACCCUAGUUACAGGAUCACUGCCCCUAGUUACAGGAUCACUACCCCUAGUUACAGGAUUACUACCCCUAACCCUAGUUACAGGAUUACUGCCCCUAGUUACAGGAUCACUACCCCUAGUUACAGGAUUACUACCCCUAACCCUAGUUACAGGAUCACUGCCCCUAGUUACAGGAUCACUACCCCUAGUUACAGGAUUACUACCCCUAACCCUAGUUACAGGAUCACUGCCCCUAGUUACAGGAUCACUGCCCCUAGUUACAGGAUCACUGCCCCUAGUUACAGGAUUACUACCCCUAGUUACAGGAUUACUACCCCUAACCCUAGUUACAGGAUCACUGCCCCUAGUUACAGGAUCACUACCCCUAGUUACAGGAUUACUACCCCUAACCCUAGUUACAGGAUCACUGCCCCUAGUUACAGGAUCACUACCCCUAGUUACAGGAUUACUACCCCUAACCCUAGUUACAGGAUCACUGCCCCUAGUUACAGGAUCACUGCCCCUAGUUACAGGAUCACUGCCCCUAGUUACAGGAUUACUACCCCUAGUUACAGGAUUACUACCCCUAACCCUAGUUACAGGAUCACUGCCCCUAGUUACAGGAUUACUACCCUAGUUACAGGAUUACUACCCCUAGUUACAGGAUUACUACCCCUAACCCUAGUUACAGGAUCACUGCUCCUUGUUACAGGAUCACUGCCCCUUGUUACAGGAUCACUGCCCCUAGUUACAGGAUCACUGCCCCUAGUUACAGGAUCACUGCCCCUAGUUACAGGAUCACUGCCCCUAGUUACAGGAUUACUACCCCUAGUUUCAGGAUUACUACCCCUAGUUACAGGAUUACUACCCCUAACCCUAGUUACAGGAUCACUGCUCCUUGUUACAGGAUCACUGCCCCUUGUUACAGGAUCACUGCCCCUAGUUACAGGAUCACUGCCCCUAGUUACAGGAUUACUACCCCUAACCCUAGUUACAGGAUUACUACCCCUAACCCUAGUUACAGGAUUACUACCCCUAACCCUAGUUACAGGAUCACUGCCCCUAGUUACAGGAUCACUGCCCUAGUUACAGGAUCACUACCCCUAGUUACAGGAUUACUACCCCUAACCCUAGUUACAGGAUCACUGCCCCUAGUUACAGGAUCACUGCCCUAGUUACAGGAUCACUACCCCUAAUUACAGGAUUACUACCCCUAACCCUAGUUACAGGAUUACUACCCCUAGUUACAGGAUUACUACCCCUAGUUACAGGAUUACUACCCCUAGUUACAGGAUUACUACUCUAUCUGAAAAACUGAUCUGUUUGGGUUCUAUGAAGAUGAUUUAUGGCAGAGACUCUAAUCUGUACAGAAGGUAUUUUAUGUAAAUCCAGACUGGAGGAGGUCAAUUUAAAUACAUCCAAUGACAAGGUAAUACUGGAUAUCCAUCCAUCCAUUAUCUAUACACCGCUUAAUCCUCACUAGGGUCGCGGGGGGGGGCUGGAGCCUAUCCCAGCUGACUCGGGCGAAGGCAGGGGACACCCUAGACAGGUCGCCAGUCUGUCACAGGGCUACAUAUACAGACAAACAAUCACUCUCACAUUCACACCUACGGGCAAUUUAGAAUAAUCAAUUAACCUCAGCAUAUUUUUGGACUGUGGGAGGAAGCCGGAGUAUAAUACUGGAUAUAUUUUCUUUAUUUGUUACAAAAAAAUAUAAUGUAAUAGGUGCAAUAAGUUACUCCUCUGAGUUUUAGCAGCGGUCUGGUUGAUGAAUGCAGUCAGUUCAUGUUUAACUGGGACCUCAGUCUGGAUCCAAACCACUGGAGCCUCUUCCUCUUAGAUCACAGUCAUCACUGCUUCAGACACUUCAGGUGAUCCUCAUGAAAAAGUCUCUGUAGACAGUCUUUGUCCAGCAGGGGGAGCAGUUUGUUCAGGACUGGACACUGUGGCUUCCUUUAAACUUUAAUGAAAACCUGACAGACAAGAGCAAAGUGAGUGUUAAACAAGACAACCACUGGAAGAGGAUUACAGAUAUCACUGGACCGAUCACUGGACCGACCACUGGUCUUGCUUCUCGGUUCAUCUCUCAGGUGAUCACACAUUAAAUGAGAGCUCCACAGUUCUUGGGUUUUGGAUGUUCUGGAGAACAUUUGGACCUCAGACAGGUUUCAUUCACCAAAUGGAACCCAGCCAGUGGUAAGAAUGAAAGUUAUGUGUUAAUGAACAACCUGAGAAGUUUGAUCAGCCAUCCUGUUAAAGUGCCCAAAUAAUGAGCAGUUUUACCCAGCAUCUGUAUUCCUCUUCUCAUCUGACAGGAGCAGCAUUGGUGACGUAUAAAACUCAGGUAUGAAUUCACCUGUGCUACUCACCUGUCAGUGUGUUAACAAAGAGUGUGUAGGUUAUUAAAGUGUUGGCUGUGGAUUUAUUUAAAGCUCUUCUACAGCCUUUCCUGAAUCAGCAGAGAAAUGACCAAAGGAAAGACUCUCUGACCCACAGUGAUCUUAGUUUCUGUCUCCAUGAUGGCCUCAGUCUGUCCACAAAGUGUAGAAUCAUAUAGAAAAUAAUACAGAAGAACAUCUACAGUGCUUUCUUCUUUCCAAAAACAUCCACUGUAGCUGUACUUCUGGAUCAGUGGUGGCUGACGUUGUUCUGUGCUGUUUAGAGCAUUUAACACAAACAAAAGGCAAAAGCAGUCGGUCGGACCUCACUGAGAACAGCCCAGACGUCGGAGUCGGACCGAACCACCAGGCGAACAGCAGAAACCGGCUGCAGCGCUUCUUCAACCUCCCCUUCAGCUACUCCAUUUUCAAAUUCACCUGAAACACACAACAGUGGCUCAAAAAGCACAAACUAACAACACUUUUACUCUAUUUUCAGAGAACUGAACCCUGUUAAACAGUUUAUUCACUCUUACAGUCUCUGAAUCUGGAAAUAUCUAGUCCUUCUAUUUCUAUACUGACUCUACAUGUCUCUACAGCUGCACCUCUAUGUCUUUAGCUCUAUUUAAGCUGUUAUACUUUUAGAAAUGUUCAGCAGUGAACUGUUUUCGUAGCUGUUAAUAUAACAUGAAGCUAGAUCUGUUUUCAUAGACUGUACACAGCAUUUAUUUCUGUACUUUGCACAUUUCUUACUGGACUAUUUUAAGAAAAAAGCACUGACAGGGUCUCUGCAGUGACAAUAACUCGUCGUGUUCCUUGUUGAAUGUCUGCAGGUGUUUAGAGAUCACUGCAGGAGCAGCUCAUCGGAUGAGCUGAAGCCUAUCAAUGAUGUCAUUUACCAAAGUGUUAGGAGGUUUUAUCGGGUCAACAUUUACCUUUUAACUUGUCAUCAAACAGGCUCCAUCCACACAUCGCUGUUUCAUUAGGAUCACUGAUCUGAACCUUCAGCUGAUCUUACUUGAAGUCUUGACUGAAUAUUUAAUGGUUUCCAGUGAUUCCCACAGUGGAACUUAGGAAUAAUCCAAAAGUCUCUAAUUGUUCGAUAGUGACAUUUACGUUUCUAUGAAUCAACUGUUACUGACGUACUUACCAACGAUGACGAAGCCUUUAUCUGACUCUUUAAAGUGAGAAGACGAAUCCUUGACUAGUUUGUCUCUGACUGACACCUAGAAGAAGAAAACAAACAUCAGGCAGCUGAAACAGACUAAACUAGUCAGAUAUUCUGACUACAGAACAGCAGAAAACACUGAGUUCAUCUGCAGGAGGCUCCAGUAAAGUUCCUCCAACACAAGCUGACAUUAAUCCUGAUUAACGUCCAGCACAUUGACAUUCAGAAACAUGUUUUCAGUCAACAGGACUGAAUGAAGUUCUGUAUGAAGCUAUUUUAGUAUCUGUGGUGACGUCACAAACAAAUCUUUACUGUGGACAAAGUCAAAUGAGAGAAAUGAUGAGCAGCUGGAGAAACUAGCCAACACAGUGAAUGAAAAGGUUCUGUUUCUGUGUUAAAAUAAUUUGUGCUUUUUCAUUUUAGAGCUUUUAAUGUACCUGACCUGAACACACGCGAAUAAAAAGCUCUCAGCACACCUGUUGGAAGAAGAUCUGUGGGAUUCAGAGAGAAGUUCUGUGGAACCAUGACCCCUCCGACCUUCAGUCUGACACUCAGUGACAGCAGAUAUCCUGUUGUUGUGGUGUUUCCUGUCUCCUGUUGCCACUCCUUCUAGAGGCAUCAAUACCUGAGAUGAAAACUAAGCUGCUCGACAAACACACACCGGCAGGUAACUCACACUGCUGGGCAGAACUUCCACUGUUGUGUUGUAGAACUGAUCUCUGCUGGUCUCUGUGUUCCCACUGCGAAACAGGUACCUGUAGACAGAACGACAUACAGGUGUAAAGAAACAGGUAACUAGACAGAACAACAUACAGGUGUAAAGAAAUAGCUACCUGUAGACAGAACGACAUACAGGUGUAAAGAAACAGCUACCUGUAGACGGAACGAAAUACAGGUGUAAAGAAACAGCUACCUGUAGACGGAACGAAAUACAGGUGUAAAGAAACAGCUACCUGUAGACGGAACGAAAUACAGGUGUAAAGAAACAGAUAACUGUAGACAGAACGACAUACAGGUGUAAAGAAUUAGCUACCUGUAGACAGAACAAAAUACAGAUGUAAAGAAACAGGUAACUGUAGACAGAACGACAUACAGGUGUAAAGAAUUAGUUACCUGUAGACAGAACGAAAUACAGAUGUAAAGAAACAGGUAACUGUAGACAGAACGACAUACAGGUGUAAAGAAAUAGCUCCCUGUAGACAGAACAGGUGUAAAGAAACGGCUAUCUGUAGACGGAACGAAAUACAGGUGUAAAGAAACAGAUAACUCUAGACAGAACGACAUACAGGUGUAAAUUAAUAGCUACCUGUGGACAGAACAGGUGUAAUUAUCAGGUGUAAAGAGCUAUGAUGCAGCACAGACUGACAUCAUCCAUAGGAAACUGCAGCACUGACAUGAGUUGUGAAAUGAUGAGCAGAUAUACCACUGUCUACUGGUUCCAUUCUAAGUCUUUUCCAAAUGUCAGUUUCCAUCAAAACGUCAUUCAUGUCACAUUAUAACAGAGAUUAAAACUGCAGCCAAACAAACUAGACUUUCUCAUUUCUCCGCUGUGUAAAAAAUAAAUAAGGGUUCGGGUCCAUUUUAAUAUCCAGCUCCUCCUCUCAGCCACUAGCAGGCAGCACUGAUGCAGAGUGAUGAGUGAAUGUUUGCAUGAUAGCAUGUUAGCAUGAUAGCAAGUUAGCAUGACAGCAUGUUAGCAUGACAACAUGAUAGCAUGCUAGCAUGUUAGCAUGACAGCACGCUAGCAUAAGAACAUGAUAGCAUGUUAGCAUACCACUGUUCACAUUUAGCUCAAAGUCUUCUUUAAACCAUGAAUACAAUGAAUCCAGUUCUGGGGUUUAAUCCACUGGAAAUAAUCAAACAUAAAAAUCAGAACUAUUUUGGUCAGUUUUUAGAUCAGUUAUAUAUCAGGAGAUGUUUUUAGAUGUUUUAAAUGCAGACGUCAGCCCGGUUCCUUCCCCUCAGGAACAGGAGAUGUGAGCAGGGAGGGUUUUAGUGUAUCGUUUAUUCAAAAACACAAGGUGAAGGGAUUUAAAGCGUCCAGCUGGAGCUGCCUCCUUAUUCACUCACGGUUUCCAUACUAUUUACAUGAACACAACACAGGGUUCUCUUUCGUUCUGUGUAAAAGUUUGGUUUUUUUUUUCUUGCUUUUAGUGAAAGUUGAAUUAAAAUUUGCUAAGAAAUUCCCACAAGGAACACAAUGUGGUGUAGAAAUAAAGUCAAAUUUCAAGAUGACUCUAUUAAAUUUUCCCAAAUUAUAGAAACUACUAGAACAGGUAAAAGUACUACGUUGCUUACUGCAGAAUGUUUCAUUUAAGGAAUCUCUGUUUUGUCCUGUCAGCGGAGCACAGUCCUGCAUUCCACCUUAAAUCUACAACAUUCCAUCUAUUGAAUUCUGUUUUAGUUUUGGAUGAGACUCUAGAGUGAAACUAUAUUUCAAGUCAACCGUUUGGAGCCUUUUGUUCUCGUAAAUAUGAAAUAAAAGCUUCACAUUUUUCCCUCUUUAUUUUCAACCAUAACUUAAACACAUCCACUAAUUUCCACCACAAAAAUAUGUCACUUUAAGAACUUCUUUAAAAUUAUUCACGAUAACACAUCUUAAAUCAUUUCUUACAUGAUUCAUACCUGGGAGGUGACCUGAGACUUCAUGUGGAGCUACUAUACUUCAUCUAACAGAAGGUCCAGGGAGGUUAUCACGGCUAGGAGCUAACAACCUUCUGCUGAUAGAGCAGAAUUAUGGACAUCCUUUCCAUUCCUUGAUCUAUUUUUCAUGAAGUUUUUGUAGACUGAUUGGGAUUAAAAACUUCUGGUCUGUGAUAGAAGUUUGUGUCAAACUGACCCAGAUAUGUGGAUUGGUUUUGGGAAGCUGAGGAGGACGUAGUCGCCCUGGACAGGAGUUAAAGCCCAGAAGAAGUCUUCUCCUCUGUAGAGCCGGUCCAGACUGUGCUGCUGGUAGUGCUUCAUGCUGCUGCUCACAUCUGCAGUCGGGUUCUGAUGGGCCUGGUACAGAAUCUGUUUCCCAAAGUCUUUAUCCUGGAGGAGGAACAGAAACAGCAGAACAUCCGCUGAAACCUUCACGCUGGUUCUACUCAUCAGAAGAAACAUCUUAGAUGGUUGAAGAACUGAAAACUAUCCGUCUGCUCAGAAACUAAAUGCCGUCACAUAAUGGAUCCCUUCAUCACGGCCCGCUGCCUCCACGCUUUAAUAAAACAAGUACACAAUAUUCACUUUUAAUACAAAUAUGAUUUACACUUAGUGGGAUUCAAGAAUGAUCAGGACAGUAAAAAAUCCAGAGCCGGGCUAGACUUCCUGUUGAAUCCAGAGUUCAGGAGUGUUUUGUUCAACCACCGGGUCCUUCAGGGAAUCAGGAAUCGGUCGCUGGUUAACUAGUCGGAAUGGUACGAUCACAGGUUGAGAUGCAAAAACCAACUCUGGAUUCAGCCUCAGUGCAGGACUUUCUGACAGAUGACCACGUCUCGGUUUGCACCACAACUUUAUCCCUGCUUUGAAUAAUGACUGAUAACGAGAUAAUGUUCAGCAGAAUGUCGGCUCCUGGAGGAAGACGUCCAGUUUCUCUGUGAAGUAAAGUCCAGAGAGCUGCCGUUCACUUCAUCUACCAGGAAAUCAAAUCAUUUUAACCUGAAUCCACUUUAAAGAGCCAUAAUAUAGAGAAUGUAGUGGAAUAUUUUUGGGUACAAGCUAAAAGUAAGAGAUGAUGUAAGUAUGACAAAUGCUAUUAACCCUCCUGUUGUCCUCAUUUACAGGCAAAAAAAAAAAAAUUGUUUCCUCAUCUGAAAAAAAAUCCCAAAAUUCAGCAAAAAAAUUCCCCAAUUUCUGAAAAUUUGCAAAACCUUCAGGAACAAAAUUCCAAUAAUUCCUUAAAAGUUUCCCUUAAAAGUUUUAUUUUUAAAAAUCCCCCAAAUUUGGCAAGAAAUUUUUGCAAAUAUUUUCAAAAAGUGAAUAAAAAUCUUCCAAAAAAAAUCCUAAAAAUAUCUAAAGUGAUUCCAUAUAUAUCAGUAAAACUUCUAAUAUUUUCUUUAAGAACAUUCACAUAAAAAUCAACCAAAAUCCCGUGAAAUUCGCUGGAUUUUGGUUGAUUUUUAUGUGAAUGUUCUUAAAGAAACAUUUUUAACAUUUCUGUUUUUCCCACCAAAAAAUGUUCAAAAAUUUCCCAAAAAUGUUGAAAAUGUGGACUUUUGAAGUUUCACUGUGAAAAUCUAUAUUUUUCCCACACAUUUUCAAACUUUAAAAUGGGUCAGUUUUGACCCGCAGGACGACGCGAGGGUUAAACUGAAAUAUAUGUACUCAAAACAUAAUAGUGUAAACUGAAGGUAUUGUAACUUUUAACACAUACUGGAAAACUAAAUAAUGAAGGUAAGCUGUGGGGUAAAAAGUGUGACCAUGUCUGGGCUGUUCUCUGUAAAACAUGACCUAAUGAGAACUUAAUGUCUUCUGGUCAGUGAUCUAUGGGUGAAAUAUGAUAACCUGACGCCAUGAUCUGACCAAUAGAUGUAGAAAAGUAUUAUGGUGUUUAAACUGUCUCUCCUAUCAGACGCCCUAUAGGUGGAAAAAUGACCGACGCUCCCAGCAUUAAAGACGGUGCACAGCUCAGUAUCUUCAGUUCUUCUUGGAGUUUAAUCACUGCUAAGAACUACUCCUGCACUUCUGUCGACAAAUAAAUCCUGCUGCCCUCCAAA
Messenger RNA from Amphiprion ocellaris (clown anemonefish), 8609 nucleotides. RefSeq names its product DNA-directed RNA polymerase II subunit RPB1-like. NCBI's taxonomy places the organism in Eukaryota, Metazoa, Chordata, Actinopteri, Pomacentridae. The record is from RefSeq and is a predicted model, not a curated record. The transcript is spliced from 5 exons. Bases 1 to 1452 code for a protein of 483 amino acids.